CGCUGUGUUGAUAAAACCAAAGCAAAGUCAUGUGUCGGUGACAGAAGAUCAUGCCGAUUUCCUUCGAAAGACGUGAUGUGAUAGAGGUGUUGAAAACAUAAACCAAAGCAAAGCGUAUUGUUAGGAUUGUCUACUCUGCCUAAACCCGAGAAAACUGAACCAAAUGGCAUCAGGGACGGAUUCAGGGACGGAUUCAAGGACGGAUUCACGGAAGGAUCCAAAGUUGGCUUUAACUGAAUUGCCCAAAGGAGUAAAAGAGCUGUGCGAUAGUUAUAAAAAAUUGAAAGAGUCUCUAGAUAAUCUUGAGAAGAUGGUUGUCAAAAAACAAGACGGAGCCAUAGAUCAGGCAAUAAUGGUAACCCGGCUGGAGAUGGAGACAAGUGCUAAUCUGAAGUUUUAUUUAUCAACUUUUAAGAAAAUGACUACCGAGACAGAGUUUACAAAUCUAGCCAUGAAUGGGAGAGGAGCGAUGAAUGAUCUGAAAAAAGUACUGAGCAAGGGCGAGGUGUCGAAAGAUUCUGAAAGCGAGGCAGAAGGCUAUCAAGACAAUGAGGGCGAAGAUGAGAACCACAGCUUCGACGAAUUUAUGGAGUCUAUCGUGGAAAAAACACCUGAAAUUGCAAAAUGCUUUUUGUGGAUUUUUCAAGGUUACAUCAAGGAGCAACUUAGAAAAGCUUUUGAAACAAUAAGGGGUGUUUAUACAGCACGGAGUAAAGCAGUUGGCGAGUGUGUAGAGGUUCUUGUAAAUAUGGAACUCAAGCUUAUUAUUGUUUGCAAAUUAGUCAUUAUAUUAUUCCACGCGAGCAGUAACAACAGUUUGUGCUGUUUGUUGAGACCUUCUAAGAGGUAUUGGGGACAAGCGACAUUGCUAAAAAAAUGUGGCGACAAUCUUGUUCCGAUGAAACGAUGAACCAACCGCCGAAAAAAACUGACAGAAAAGGUGCGACUUUUAGCAACAGCGGCAUUGUUAAAAAUGUAGCGACAAUCUUGUUCCGCUGAACCGACAGCCGGAAAAUACGGACGGAAAAGGAGCAACAUUUUGCGACAACGACAAUACAUUUUUAAUUUCGACGAAGCGACAAUUCUUUCGCUUUGAUUUUUCUGACUGAGGCAUCGCAGGCGGUGUGCGCACUCCGAUUGCGUUGCAUUGUGGUAGCUCUAUUUCCAAUAUGGCGAUGAAAGCGUUAGAAAUCGGCACAUUUUGACUGAACAUUCCGUAGAAGUUAGACCGUUCCUUUUUCCUUUCACCGUUGGUAAAUAUAAUUUUAUUUAUCGUGAAUGUAUAAAAGUAUUUUUUGUACGUAUUUGUCGCGUAUUCUAUGGUUCUCAAGGACAAACGCAAUCACUGUUUUUUUAGUAUGUAAUUUGAGACCAGUUUUC
This is a messenger RNA of Pocillopora verrucosa, 1380 nucleotides long. NCBI's taxonomy places the organism in Eukaryota, Metazoa, Cnidaria, Anthozoa, Scleractinia, Pocilloporidae. The record is from RefSeq and is a predicted model, not a curated record.